This is a messenger RNA of Pseudoliparis swirei, 1303 nucleotides long. Its product is annotated as homeobox protein vent1-like. Lineage: Eukaryota; Metazoa; Chordata; Actinopteri; Perciformes; Liparidae. Gene Ontology annotation, biological process: central nervous system development; endocrine pancreas development; spinal cord motor neuron cell fate specification. The record is from RefSeq and is a predicted model, not a curated record. Bases 203 to 1033 code for a protein of 276 amino acids. Gene Ontology annotation, cellular component: nucleus. The transcript is spliced from 4 exons. Gene Ontology annotation, molecular function: sequence-specific double-stranded DNA binding.
CGGCGGGAACGCGGGGAACAACGCGGGGAACAACGCGGGGAACACUGGGAGAGACGCACGUCCCCACACAGGUUCCCUCCGCGGCUUUAGUUCUGUUGGAGGAACAUGGAGCCGUUUAUGAGCUUUUCUCUCAGCUCGAUGGAAAGAAGAACGUUUUCCAGGUGGAGUUGUUCAGGAUUUUACUCUUUUUGUUCAUCUCGCCAUGAGGGGACACUUCUCUAUCGAGUGGAUGUCCCAGAGCAGCCAGCUCGCAGGAGCCCAGACCGGAGGACCGGGACCGGGACCGGGAGCCGCCGCCUGCGGGACUCAUUCGGAGAGUCUGCCGGGUUUUUACUGCAAGAUCAAAUCAGAAAGUUCCUCAAAGCGCCGAGCAGCCCGGAGCCCGGCGCCCCGGCCCCCCAGCAGCCACGUGACUGAAGUCGGCUUCAGCAGCGGGACGGAGGAGGAAGAGGAAGAGGAGGAGACCUCUGGCUACGAGAGCGAAGGGGGUCGCUCCCUCUCCCCCGCCGCCCCCACCACCUCCCCCUCCCCCUCCUCCUCCCAGGCGUCUCCCCCGUUGGGGCGGAGGCCUCGCACGGCCUUCACGGCGGAGCAGAUCAGCAGCCUGGAGAAGUCCUUCAAGAGGAACGCCUACCUGGGAACUCAGGACAAGGCGGAGCUCUGCAAGAAGCUCCACCUGUCGGACAAACAGAUCAGAAACUGGUUCCAGAACCGGCGGAUGAAGCUGAAGCGGACGGUUCAGGACGCCAUGGCUCACGCGUGCCACGCCACCGUGGCCUCCCAGUUCAUGCACCUCCCCGAGCUGCAGGCCUACCGGCCGGGCCCCUACCUCCGGUACCACGAGAGUCCGGGCUCCUACCACCGGUACCACGAGGGCCCGGCGGCCUUCGGCCCCCCACCGGGCCUCCAGUACGGCGCCGCCCUGCCCGGUGGCCCCGCCCUGGACUCCUUCUACCAGUACGGUGUGCUGCCCCCCCCAGGGGCCACGACUCCUCUCCUGGGCUCCUACGCGACUUACCCCCAGUACUACUGAUCCUGGGACCUGGACCUGGACCGGGACCGGGACCUGGACCACCCUGUCGGACACAGACUGUAUUGAUUGUUCCCCAAUAUGAAUAUCAGGGACGUGGAGCUGGACUCAAACAGGGUGUUGUGCAAUAGUGUGCGUGUGUGUGCGCAUAUGCAUGUGUGUGUGUGCGUGUGUUUGUGUAUAGUUUGGAUAUAUUUAAAUUGUUUUUGUGUUUUAUUUGAUAAUUUGUUGUUUCUUUAUGUCUCGCUAAAAUAAAAUCACUAUUCAAACUUU